Messenger RNA from Striga hermonthica, 765 nucleotides. The record is from the annotation of a GenBank genome assembly. NCBI's taxonomy places the organism in Eukaryota, Viridiplantae, Streptophyta, Magnoliopsida, Lamiales, Orobanchaceae.
AUGGGGCUGCUCUCCAACAGAAUUGAUAGGAGCAUCCUCAAAGCAGGGGAUCACAUAUACUCAUGGCGCACGGCGUAUGUGUAUGCUCAUCACGGCAUAUACGUUGGGGACGAUAAAGUCAUACACUUCACGAGGCACGGCCAGGAAGUGGGCACGGGCACAGUACUCGACCUCCUCCUCGUCAGUUCGAGCCCCGCCGGGGCCCGAACCCCAUGCCCCACCUGCUCCCCGCCAGAGGACGGGCAUGGGGUCGUCAUCUCGUGCCUCGACUGCUUCCUGUCUGGCGGCAUUCUAUACCGAUUCGAAUACGCUGUGAGCCCGGCCCUCUUCCUGGCCAAGGCCCGCGGGGGUACCUGCACCCUGGCCAUCCCGGACGAGGACGAAACUGUGGUCCACCGGGCCCGAUACCUUCUGGACAACGGGUUUGGGUGCUACAACGUGUUCAAGAACAACUGCGAGGACUUCGCCAUCUACUGCAAGACGGGCCUGGUGGUGGACCAGAGCACGAUGGGACAGAGCGGGCAGGCGGUGUCCAUCAUAGGCGGGCCCCUCGCGGCCGUUUUGUCCACACCCCUGCGGCUCGUGACGACUAAUGUGUACGGCAUGGUGGCCACGGGUGUUGGGGUCUACUGCGCGAGCCGGUAUGCAGCGGAUAUAGGGAUGAGAAGGGAUGUGGUGAAGGUGCCCGUUGAGGAACUCACAACAAGGGUUGGGACGGGCAUCCUUCAGGUCCUGGAGCCGGCUCUUAUGGGCCCGGCAAGUUAG